AUGGCUGAUACAGACUUGCGCAAGCUUGAACUCGAACCACGACCAUUGAACAGACUGUCAGACCUUCGAAGCUCAACUAUGCAACCGGCAAGCGACGCUUGGCAGAAGCUCGCACACGAAUGCGUUCACAGCGCUAUCUACGACUCAAACGAACAUCUUACUUACUCUCACUGCCUCCCAGGCACCAGAGUUGAGCUACUUCGAUCGGUCAAGGAUCUGGCUGGCGACGGCAGGCGCAAGAUCAUCUGGAUCUCGGGCGAGUCUGGGUCUGGCAAGUCUACUGUAGCCCAUACUCUUGCCGACGACCUUCGCGGAGAAGGGAAGCUCGCAGCUGCGUUCUUUUUCUCCAGAAAACACACCAAGCGCAGCACGUUCGACUUCGUCCUCCUCACACUUGCCUAUCAAAUCGGUUUACAGCAUCACAUUGCUAAAGAAGUCAUCGUUAAAGCCAUCUCCGAUGACCCCGCACUUCUCUCUCCGGAAAAGUCGUCCAACGAGGUAUUAGAGAAGCUCGUCAUCGAGCCUCUGAGAGAGUCUGCUUUGAGCUGGGAUGAUAAACCCGGUGUUUCGAUCAUCUUGGACGCUCUUGAUGAAGGCACUGCUACUAAUUCGAAAAGCGCUCGCAAAAUCUCACCCUUCAUUUCCCUUCUCGGACGUCUUAUCACGGAUUCUUCCCUUCCUAUUCGCAACGUCAUCAUUUUCAGCCGCCCAUGGCCUCAGAUCAGGUCGGCUAUGAGCAGUCUGCGUGCACCGAACAUCGUCGAGACCGUCCGUAUGGAAGAUUACGGUUCGUACGAGGAUGUCACUCGCUUCUUCCGACACGCAUUCGACGAGAUUUAUGACAAUCAUUUUCUGGAAUCUCUCUUCCGUAAACCAUGGCCCCCUGAAGCCGAGCUCGCAAUGUUAGCAGAGCGAGCCCAAGGCCGCUUUAUUUUCGCAGCAACUGUCAUUCGCUUGAUAGAUCAAGAAGAACCCAACAAACGUCUUCGAUUGGUCUGUGACAUGUUACGCGGCACCUUGGCGAGCGUGUGGGGGAGCAUUGACCAACUGUACUCCUCCAUCAUCGACGGAGUUGACCCGACCAUUCGCGCGAAGGGUCUGAGAUAUCUCAAGCUGAUAGCUAACCUCGCCGAGCCUCUCGCUCUCUCUGAGUUGAAUACACUCCUAGUCGGAGACGUUCAUGCCUUCCUGGUUCCAUUCUCAGCCUUGAUUUCUAUCCCGUCUCCCGGGACGAACGAGGCGGUUGAGACCUUCCACCCAUCCCUUCGUGAUUUUUUACAGGUUUACCAACAGGAUUUACAGGUUCAUCAGCAAGACGAACAGGAGCAUGUUCAUUUUUCUUUAGCGUUUUCUUGUUUUCAGACUAUGGGAAAGCUGCUGAAACGCAAUAUUUGUGGGCUUAGCGAUCCGUCGUUGUUGCAUGACGAGGAUCUGAAGUUUGCCGAGAAACGCGAUGCCAUUCCUCGAGCGCUACGAUAUGCUUGCCUCUACUGGCUACAUCACCUGAAACUCGCUCCCCGAAUUGAUGCGGUCCAUGGACACUUGUCAGACUUUCUCCAGCAGCGCCUUCUGUUUGUCAUUGAAGCCUACGCGGUACUCGGUGAACUGGGCCUUGGGGUAGGGAUACUAAGAGAGGCUCGAAACACCAUCUCGGCUUGGGCAGACAAUACCUUCGCUCAAAAGGAUGUCGCUGUCUCUCUGCUACACGAUAGCUGGCGGCUCGCUCUGGAUUUCUUCGAUCCCAUCAGCGUUUCAGCUCUGCAUGUAUACGAGUCUGCCCUUCCCUGUACCCCGGCAAAGUCCACGAUUCGUCGCAUCUACAAGCAGCAUCUGGAACAAGGAGCUGCUUUUGAGUUUGAAGAAGGUCUUGAUGAGAAAUGGGACUGCGUCCUGCGGGUAAUCGACUUGAAGAAGAAGGUUGACAAAGCAGUCCUAUCGCCCGAUGCAUCACAAGUAGCUGUUUGGGUCGGAAUUCGCUGACGGUGUGGGACACAGCCACAGGAACUCAUGUUGCAACAGCCCCCUUUGGAGCUGCAGCCUAUUAUAACGGCUCCAACGACGACAUCCUCCACGAUUUUGCACACAAUAACUCCUGUACAACAACAGCCAUAAGUGACGGUAUUUUAGAUGGCACAAUAAGAGUCUGGAUUCCAUCUAGCCGCGCAAUCAUCGCAUAUCGCAGGGAUGGAACGUUAGAGUCGUCAUCGUGCCGAAUUUGCCGUCGUAUAGCGCUCUCUUCUGAUGGAUCUACAAUUGCAUGCUUCUGGACCGAACUUGACGAUCGCUACGCAAUAAUCGCUAUCUACGACAUUGCUACCUUU
Messenger RNA from Coniophora puteana RWD-64-598 SS2, 2321 nucleotides. RefSeq lists its product as uncharacterized. The transcript has 3 exons. Lineage: Eukaryota; Fungi; Basidiomycota; Agaricomycetes; Boletales; Coniophoraceae. The coding region runs from base 1 to 1980 and encodes 659 amino acids. The record is from RefSeq and is a predicted model, not a curated record.